Molecule: messenger RNA, 819 nt
Organism: Pyricularia pennisetigena
Lineage: Eukaryota; Fungi; Ascomycota; Sordariomycetes; Magnaporthales; Pyriculariaceae
Exons: 2
Coding region: 1-819 (272 amino acids)
Source: RefSeq, a predicted model, not a curated record
AUGCCUCGUUACGAGCUAGAGUACCCCCAGAACGCGUUGAACUCGGUCAAGCGCCAUAAUGAGCGAGGGGACUAUUCCCUCACCACCAUCCACACCAUAAUCAACAGCUCCCGGAUCCUCCACGUCUCCUUUACAGACCCCUCGUCCCCUUUCCCAAUCACGCUGCCCAUGAUAGGUCGGGUGGGUUCCUUCGCCCGGCCGUCCUCGUCCGUGGCCGACGUGCUGGACCUCUACCUGCACGGCUAUGUCUCGAUGCGUAUGGCCAACGUGGCGCGCUCCCAGGCCAGCGGCAGCGGCAGCGAAGGGCCCGCGGGCGUCCCCGUUUGCGUGUCGGCGGCGCACGUCGACGGCCUCGUCCUCGCCCUGUCGCCCUUCUCGUCCAGCUACAACUACCGUUCGGCCGUGCUGUUUGGGCACGCGACCGUCGUGACCGACGAGGCCGAGAAGCUGUACGCCAUGGAGCUCAUCACCAACGGCGUCGCCUCAGGACGCUGGGAGAACUCUCGCCAGCCGCCGACGGGCGCCGAGAUCCAGAGCACCAGCGUCCUGCGCGUCAAGAUCCAAUCGGGGAGCGCAAAGGUGAGGGCGGGCGAGCCGCACGAGGAAAUAAAGGACGCCAAGAACGAGGAGCUUGUAGGAAGGGUCUGGACUGGUGUUGUGCCUGUUUACGAGACCUUGGGCAACCCCCUCCCGGCGUCUGCAAAUGCCGUCGCCGAGGUACCUGCGUAUCUGGCUGACUAUGUGAGGGAUUCUAACGAGUUCACUUCGGAGAGGGCUCUGCAGGCUGCUGUAGAGCCAGAGAAGAAAGCCAAGAAGUAG